GAUAAGUCGACACAUUUGGACGGACUUUCUACAGAAGAUUAGUGCACCACUAUGCCACCACCACCCCACGAUCAUUGCGGCGGACCGCCUCAUCGUCGUGGACCCGUGAUUAAGGUACAGAUUGCACCACCAUGGCCACGCCGCCAUCACCGCCCACCACCCCAAGUUGUGGUGGUGCAGCAGCAGGCUCCGCCACCGCCACCAGUCAUGGUGGUGCAACAGGCGCCUCCGCCACCGUACUACCAAAAUCCACCACCACCACCACCGCCCGGCAGCAGCCACUACCACAAUCCACAGUAUUGAGAAGGAACUUUGAUCUGUAAAAUCCUUCACAAUGAAUUUAUACCACGUAGCCUUACUUAACAACUAUAUGUCCUCAAUAAAGUAUAACCUUAUAAACU
Messenger RNA from Drosophila melanogaster (fruit fly), 401 nucleotides. RefSeq lists its product as uncharacterized. The transcript has a single exon. NCBI's taxonomy places the organism in Eukaryota, Metazoa, Arthropoda, Insecta, Diptera, Drosophilidae. The coding region runs from base 52 to 303 and encodes 83 amino acids. The record is from RefSeq and is marked reviewed.